Messenger RNA from Sinocyclocheilus rhinocerous, 3265 nucleotides. RefSeq names its product signal transducer and activator of transcription 1-alpha/beta-like. The transcript is spliced from 24 exons. Gene Ontology annotation, biological process: regulation of DNA-templated transcription; signal transduction. NCBI's taxonomy places the organism in Eukaryota, Metazoa, Chordata, Actinopteri, Cypriniformes, Cyprinidae. Gene Ontology annotation, molecular function: DNA-binding transcription factor activity; DNA binding. The record is from RefSeq and is a predicted model, not a curated record. Bases 84 to 2624 code for a protein of 846 amino acids.
CAGCUGAUGUUAGUACUGUGUUGUUGUCUUUCUUGUAUGUCUGCUGAAGGCGCUUUGCAAAACGUGCAGACGAUUGUUUCAGAAUGACACAGUGGGAGCGAUUGCAGCAGCUGGAUACAGUGUAUUCACAGAGGGCUUUUGAUCUGUACAAUGGAGAUGAAUUCCCAAUGGAAGUCAGACAUUACUUGGCACAUUGGAUUGAGGGCCAGGACUGGGAACGUGCUUCUCGGGACUCUUCCCAAGCUGCGUUCCUGUUUCAGGUGCUUUUAGAGAAUCUGGACAACCAGUUCAGUCGUUUUGUGCAAGAGAAAGAGAGUUUCCUACUGCAGCGUAAUUUCAGACGCUACAAACAAAACUUUCAGGAAUACCAAGAGGAGCCCUAUACUCUUGCUACUAUUAUCCAUUGGUUCCUGGUGAAGGAGAAAGGGAUCUUGAAUGAUGCAGAGCUUGCACAGCAAGUGCAGACGUUGCAGAUACAGCCAGCUGCAAUGGAGUUGGAGAGCCAGAGACAAGUAGAAAAGAGGUUAAAAGACCUUAAGGCCAAAGUAGAGGUGAUGGAGCACAACAUAAGGUGUUUGGAGGAGCAGCAGGAUGAGUUUGAUUUUAAAUAUCAGACACACCUAAUGGACUCUUGCACAGAAGAAGAGAAGAAAAAGCAAUUAGAAGGGCUUCAGAAGAUGAUCAAUGCACUCGAUAACUGCAGAAGGAACUUCCUGUCUGAUAUCUCGGCUAUGUUGGACACUGCUGAUGUUCUGCACUCAGCGCUCAUAAAUGAGGAACUGGUGGAGUGGAAGCGGAGACAACAGAAGUCCUGCAUUGGUGCUCCUGAUGAUACAAGUCUGGAACACUUAGAGAAAUGGUUCACUCAAAUUAUAGAGUGCAUGUUCCAGCUGCAGAAGUUCUUACAGAAGCUUGAUGAGCUGGUAGGGAAGAUGACCUACAAAAAUGACCCCAUCCCAGUCCGAAAACCCCCUUUAAAGAUUAGAGUGGACACUCUACUGACCCACCUGAUAAAGAGCUCAUUUGUUGUAGAGACUCAGCCAUCCAUGCCGCAAGGUCGAGGCCUCCUGGUGCUGCGCACAAAUGUUCAGUUCUCAGUCAAAGUCAGAUUGUUAUAUAAAGUUCCUGAACUCAACCAUGUUAUGAAGGUGACUGUUUCUAUUGACAAUGCUACUUCACAACUGAAAGGGUUUCGGAAAUUUAAUGUGCUGGGUACCUUGAGUAAAGCCCUUAACAUGGCUGAGAGUAUGAAUGGGGGCAUGGUUGCUGAUUUCAGACAUUUGACAUUAAAAGACCAGAAAGUCGGUGGUGGAGGAAAAGGGAUCAAUGAUCUCUCAUUGAGUGUGACCGAAGAGCUGCACAGAAUAAACUUUCAGACCCAGUUUGACUAUCAAGGCCUGUCUGUCCCUUUGGAGACCUCUUCUCUUCCUGUUGUGGUGAUUUCAAACUCCAGUCAGCAGCAGAGCGCUUGGGCGUCUGUUCUGUGGUUCAACAUGCUCUGUCCAGAUCCCAAGAACAUCAAGUUUUUUGAAACCUCUCCUGCAGCCACUUGGCCGCAGUUUGGGGAAAUGCUAAGUUGGCAAUUUCUCUCCUGUGGGAAACGUGGUCUAGACAAUGACCAGUUGGAGACCCUUGCCAUCAAACUCUUUGGUAAACAACAGAGCUAUGACAACUGUAAGAUAUCCUGGACCAAGUUCAAUAAGGAGAACCUCCCCGAUACAAACUUCACCCUGUGGGUGUGGCUGGAUGGCAUUCUAAACCUGGUUAAACUCUACCUGUCAGACCUGUGGAGUGAUGGGUCUAUAAUGGGCUUUAUCAGCAAGGGGAAGGAAAGACUUUUAUUGAAGAAGAAGCAGAAUGGCACUUUCCUGUUGCGUUUUAGCGAAAGCAUCAAAGAUGGAGGAAUCACGUUCAGCUGGGUGCAGUACGCUAAUGAUGGCUCUCCGAGUGUGCAAACCGUAAAACCAUUCACCAGUACUGACCUAAAGCAGAUUGCUUUACCUGAUAUCCUCUGCAACUUUCGGAUCAUGGUAGCAGAAAAUAUUCCAGUUAACCCACUGUGUUACCUUUACCCAAACACUCCCAAAGACCAGGCCUUCGGCAAAUACUACAGUGAAAAAACUGGGGAGGAGAAUCCUUACCUGAAGUACCUCAAAACCAAACUGGUUUUUGUCUCUAAAGAGAAUGGCUGUUCUGGCAUCAGAGAGGGGCCAGAGUCUGACCUGUGCACACAGGACAGAGACCCUCCUUCCUUUUCUGAUGCGGGUGAUGAUGAUGAUGAUGUGUUGCUCAAAGUGUCCAAGAAGUCUCCAAUGUUCUCCAACUCUACCAUUGAUGCUGAUUUGCUUAGCAGUAUUUUGGACAGUGAUGGCGAGAGCACUGUUCUACAUGCAUUUCCUCCAACCUCUCCCCGCAUUUCACCAUCAUGCCUCCAACAAAACUUUCCAGAGAGUGCCGAGGAUAACCUUGAAGAAGCACUCUCUACAGACAAUGAUGUUAAUUACACAUUGCAAGAGUUUUUAAAUGGCAUAAACCUUCAUAUACUGCAGGAGGAGCCAGAUGGCUUCAUCCUUGAUCCUGGUUUUCAAGAUUUUGGCAAUCCCAACAUACCACUGACCCCCUGAAUUUGAUCCAUUGAACACAAAACCAUGAUCCAUGUGGUUAGCUAAAACUCAAGCCGUAUAAUGCUUUCCGUAGCUCUGAUUUGUUGUAAAUAAGUAUAAAGUAGAGAGGCAUAAUUCAGGUCAUUACUUCAUUUUCAAUACUGAUUUUAUUAUUACUUUAUCCAUUUAGUGUUUAUAUCUGAAUGUCUAUUCAUCCAAUCAUCUGUUACUUAUGUCUAUUGAAUUUUAAGGGAGUAAAGCCUUUGACAAGGAUGAGUGAGGUCUUGUGACCUCACGUUUCUUAAGCUGCUAGUAAAUAUUUGUCCCUAUAAAAAUAAGCUGGAAAGAAAAAGUUUCAUUGAAAUGAAUUCAAACAAUAUUAGAGCUCCUUUGCAAUGAAAAUGAGUGGUGAUUAGAGUUUGGAUGUCUUUAUUAAAAAAAUAAAUAAAAAUUCUGCCAUUUAACCUAAGUAAAGAUCAUGCUUUUAUGGUCCAAGUAUACGAUCAGCAGGACAGUUUGUAUUCUUCUAUUCUAAAUGUAUUUUCAAUAGCAAAAAUGAAUUACAGCACCUUAAAACAGACGCAGUGCUUGGUUUAAAUCACUUAAUUUGACAUUUAAAGGUACCAAUGUUGAUGAUGCUUUUAUAGUUUUUAACUCUAGGA